UGACAGGAUACAAUGUACUCACAUGUACAUAAUAAUCCUUAAAUACAGCGAAAAUGGGGCAGCUCUUAUGUCUGUGUAUCUUAUUCAUAUUUUACCUGCAUGAGCAAAUACAGCUAGUACAGGCCUCAAAGUGCAGACCAAAUAUUGUUUGUCCAGAUCAACAUUGCUGUCAUGGAGGAAGAAGAUGUUGCAAUCCCAAGCUGUACCACAUAUGGUGGUUUUGGUUUGGCGUGGUGGUGGCGUUGUUCCUGACAUUGAUUUGUAUAAUAGCAUGUCAAAGGCGAAGACAAAUGAGGAGGGAAUAUACCCGUAUUGAUUCUGCUGUAUACAGAGGGACCGCAUCGCCCCCAGGUCACUCUCUGUAUCCAAAGGAUGAUCCCCCGCCUCCUUAUCUCUCCACUUUAGCUGUAGAUCAGAAACCACCUACAUACCAGUAAAGAACUAACGAUGAUCUUCAACGAACAGACGAUUGUAUAUUCUUCUCUUUGACUACUAAUGUUGUCAUGUUAUUUCGAUGAAUAAAUUCAAAAAGAUUAAAUUCAAAUUUAUUUUUUACAUUUGUAAAAAGUAUCGUGAUACAUAUGGAUAUUUAGGUUUCUUCUGAAGGACUAUACAUAAUGAACAUGCUGAUAUAUAGUGUUGCGAUUGAUUUUUGGAAUAAUGUAAUGUAUUUAUGAAAUAGUGUUUACGUUCAUUUUGUCUCUACUAAAGCAUUGAAGUUUUAUACCUUAUUAAAAUAUUCUAUUUGGACAAG
Saccostrea cuccullata (small rock oyster) is the source of this 754-nucleotide messenger RNA. RefSeq lists its product as uncharacterized. The record is from RefSeq and is a predicted model, not a curated record. The transcript has 5 exons. Bases 54 to 437 code for a protein of 127 amino acids. Lineage: Eukaryota; Metazoa; Mollusca; Bivalvia; Ostreida; Ostreidae.